Molecule: messenger RNA, 5445 nt
Organism: Carassius gibelio (silver crucian carp)
Lineage: Eukaryota; Metazoa; Chordata; Actinopteri; Cypriniformes; Cyprinidae
Gene: sema3gb
Product: sema domain, immunoglobulin domain (Ig), short basic domain, secreted, (semaphorin) 3Gb
Exons: 18
Coding region: 591-2843 (750 amino acids)
Biological process (GO): semaphorin-plexin signaling pathway; neural crest cell migration; positive regulation of cell migration
Molecular function (GO): semaphorin receptor binding; chemorepellent activity
Source: RefSeq, a predicted model, not a curated record
AUGUACUAUCUUAUAAUUAAUGGUCCCCUCUGUGUAAGAUUAACUAAGAGGCCUGGUUUAUUAGCUGGAUGACAAUCCCUCAUUCAGUGCCUCAAUCAGGCAGCGGGGGCUCUGUGCUGAGGGCUGGCAGGGAGCUGGUUAACACUGACACGGCUGGCUGGUUUUAAUAGGGAGGUAGUGGAGAGAGGGCGAGGUACAGCACACAGCACAGCCGACACCUGCAAACACUUGACUGGACUCGGACUCUGGAAUACUAACGGGCUUGCUUCUCAUGAUAUUGUGAAAGAUGACAGUGCGACUGGAAUUGGGAAAGUUUUUCUGAGCUCCGCGUUUAUUCUCAAAGGGUAAGCGGUUGAUGAACGCAAGAUAGUAGUUUAACUGCGCCGACUGAAACUUUGGCAACUGAUAAAGAACGAAGAAACAACCUACUGUACAAGCCUACAAACAAAUGGACAUUGACGCUUUGAGGUGUGUUUUGUGACUGUUUUGUUCGCGUCGGACAGCUGUGCCACGGAAUGUAACAUCUUCCAUCUUAAGUUACCUGGACAAGAAAUCUCGGUGGGUAAACUCCUGCUGUCAUUAUCACGAUCAUGAUGCAAACCCUGCUCCUCAUCCUGAACUUUUGUGUCUGGGGUUGUCAUUGCAACGCCCGCACAACACCCCGAGUGCACCUGUCAUAUAAAGAGUUACUAGAGACAAAAACCAUACGGCCGUUCAGUUUCUCCUUCAACACCAGCGACUACAGAAUCCUGCAUAUGGACCAGGACCAAGGCCGGCUCUACCUGGGCAGCCGUGAAUAUGUAGUCUCUCUAGACAUGCAAAAUGUCAAUAAAGAACCCCUUAUUAUUCACUGGCCAGCAACAGCACAAAGAAAAGGGGAGUGUAAAUUAACUGGCAAAGGUGGACAGGGAGAGUGUGCUAACUUUGUGCGUCUGAUUGAGCCGUGGAACAGGACUCACCUGUACACCUGUGGCACAGGAGCUUAUAAACCCAUCUGCACCUUCCUCAACAGAGGCUGGAGAGCUGAGGAAUACCUGUUCCGGCUGGUUCCUGGUUAUGUGGACUCUGGAAAAGGAAAGUCUCCUUACGAUCCCCGGCAGGAGAACGCAGCAGCUUUGAUAAAUGGGAACCUGUAUGCUGGAGUACAUGUGGACUUUAUGGGUACAGAUCCAGCCAUCUUCAGGACCUUGGGAGACCGUCCCGCUGUCAGAACCGAGCAGUAUGAUUCCCGAUGGUUGAAUGAGCCUGUGUUUAUAAAAAUCCAGAAGAUUCCAGACAGUGCAGAGAAGAAUGAUGAUAAGCUUUACUUCUUCUUUCGGGAGAAGAGUUUAGAUGCUUCGGGGGGCAGCGCUCCGAGCGUCCUCGCCAGAGUAGGCAGAGUCUGUCUGAAUGAUGAUGGAGGUCAGAGGUCAUUGGUGAAUAAGUGGACAACGUUCCUCAAAGCACGGCUGGUCUGUUCUGUGAUUGGUGCAGAUGGUGUUGAGACUUACUUUGAUGAACUGAGAGAUGUUUUCAUCCAGAGGACCCAUGAUGAACGGAACCCCAUUGUUUAUGCUGUGUUCUCCACAGCUGGCUCUGUGUUUAAGGGCUCUGCCGUGUGUGUGUACUCAAUGGCAGACAUCAGAAAUGUCUUCAAUGGACCCUUCUCUCACAAACAUGGCCACAACUACCAGUGGACACCUUAUACUGGCAAAAUUCCUUACCCUCGCCCGGGGACUUGUCCUGGAGGAACCUUCACCCCUGAUCUCCACACCACCAAAGCCUUCUCUGACGAGGCUGUAAACUUUGUCCGCGCCCAUCCGCUGAUGUAUCAACCUAUAUAUCCAAUACACAAGCGCCCACUGGUGGUCAGGACUGGAGUUGACUACCGUUUCACCACUAUUGCUGUGGAUCUGGUGGAUGCUGUGGAUGGAAGAUAUGAGGUGCUGUUUCUGGGCACAGAUCGUGGCACAGUCCAGAAGGUGAUUGUCUUGCCAAAAGACAUCAGCACAACAGAAGAGCUCAUUUUGGAAGAGGUUGAGGUUUUUAAGACUCCAGCCGCUGUCAAAACUUUGAAGAUUUCUUCUAAAAGGCAACAGUUGUACGUGUCUUCAGAAAGGGGUCUUACCCAGGUGUCCCUGCACAGGUGUGCCGUUUAUGGCAAGGCCUGUUCAGACUGCUGUCUGGCCCGUGACCCCUACUGUGCCUGGGAUGGAGAACACUGCUCUGCUUUCACUCCGGCUACCAAGAGGAGAAGCAGAAGGCAAGAUAUCAAACAUGGAGAUCCCUUACGGCAGUGCAGAGGAUUCAAUGCUAAAGUAGAGAAGCGUCUGAGGGAGACAGUGCAGUUUGGGGUUGAGGGGAGCAGCACGUUCCUGGAGUGCCAGCCAAGAUCUCCGCAGGCCUCCGUCAAAUGGCUCCACCAGAAGGACGGCAAGCGAAGAGCACUCAGUCGAGACAAAGAUGUCUUGAAGACUGGUCAUGGCAUUCUGCUGAAAUCUCUCACCCAAUUGGAUGCCGGCCUUUACCACUGCCUGGCAACCGAGAACAACUUCAAACACACAGUGGCACGCAUCUCCUUACGGAUCCUGGACCGGGAGAUCGUGGAGGCGCUGACCGAGUCAGACGUCCCAAUCGAACCAGAGCACCACCGCCACCAUUCCCAUCACCACCCUCCACCGCCGCCCCCUCCCCCUCAGACCAACCCACCUGCUCUCAAGCUCCACCCACAGCCUGAAGUGCGUCUCAUCAACCAGUACUGCCAGUCCUACAGGCAGCAGAUACAAAGCCAGCCACACAAAGCCAAACGCAACAACCGCAGGCACACGGGAGAACAGGAAGGGGAGGAGCUACAGGAGCAGUGAAUGGAACAGCACCUGGGACCCUGCUGACCAUGUCCCAUCCAUGUGCCCCAUCAUGAUGUACUUCCUUGGCAAACUCGGUCCAUUUAAUAAAAUGAUUCAUUAGCUUAGACUGAUUCAAUUGAUUUAUUAGAUGUAUCAGACUGUGUCUGAGUUAGAUUGAUUUUUGUUUUGUGAUGUGCUCACUUCCAUAGUUAGCAUUAAACCCCACAGUUUUCAAAAUGAAUUCCUUAAGACAUCCAGCCACACCAGCAAAACUACUGCUGUUUUAUGUUAAACAUAAGCUAUUCCAUUCUACUAUUCAGUACACCUAUGACUGCAGUGUAAAUACUAUUAGAAACGUUUGAAAACAUGUACGCCGUAGAGGCUUCAAAAGGUGUUUGGGGUGAAAUUGAAAGAUUGCUGAUUCAGUCAGUCAUCUCUAAACCCCCAGACCAUAAAAUACAGUUAUGGAAGGAAUGUUUUGGAGCAUUUGAAGAUUAAUUACAAUUACAGCACAAUAUAUCUUGCCAUCAUUUUGACCACUAAAGCUUUCACUUUUCUUUGAAUUUUGCAAAUUGUUUUUAUAGAGUUUUCUCUAGUAAAGUGCUUGGAAGAACAGGUCGAUUUGUAUGGACAACUAGAAGUGACAAUUAAAAUGAAUAUGAAUAAAAUAUGAAAAUAUUUGUUUAAAAGUAAUAUAAUAAUUUAACAUUGAAAUGGAAAUAAAUCGCUUUAGAAAUUAUAAAUUGCUAACUAAUUUCUAGAAUGUAUUACUUUUAAGUGUCACUUAUAAUCCUCCAUACAUUUGAGCUUUAAUUUUAGUCUUGAUCCAUAACAGAAAUUAAAACCGUUUCUAUCAAAAGUGACAUUUCAGUAUUAUUCACGUUUAUUGUUUCAGAAAAAAAAAAAAAAACUACAGAUAGAUUGAGAAUUUAAAAUCAUUGCAAUAACAAUAUUGGAUAGUUUAAUUAAGAAAAAAGAUUUAAAUUUUUAAAUGAUUAAAAAUGUUUCACAUUACAAAUAUGUGGACCGUAAAAGGAAAUAUUUAUUUAAUACUAAAAAUAUUAUAUAUUUUGUCUCUCUUUUUUUUUUUUUUGUAAUGGAACAAGCAGUUCUUUGCAACAUGAUUGGAUCAUUGCCCUGGAAAUGUAAAUGUUUUAUUUGGACAAGACUGUGGACCAAAAUGAUAAGGAAACACUAGAAAAUGAAAAGAAUAAAAGUUGUUUAUAGUUUUUAUGCAUUGGAAUUUCUCCUUUGUGAUCAAUAAUGUGAAAAGCCCUGAUACACACUUCACAUUUCAAUUUUGAUUGCAACCAAAACACAAGUCAGUUAUCAUUUUUUGUCGUCUUGUAAAACAAAUGCUUGUCCCUAACUACUAUGAGUGAAGGGAUCAUCCCUGAUUUGAACUGCUGUAGAUACAGUUUUUCAGUCUGGUCUCUUCUUUUCUUUGACUCUGGACUCUGAUGAUAGUCAGACCACUAAAAACAUUCUCACUCUCAGUCCAUUGAUUGAAACAUUUUGUAUUCCACGGUUUGUCAAUGGUGAUAUGUGGUCAUGUUUUUUGCUCGUGUAUGAACACAGUAUCUGUGCUCUGUGUUGUGUGACAAUGACACAUGUACAUAGAAAUUUAUGUAUUCGACUAGUCACUGGUCAGGAGUAAAAAACUAACCUCCUCUCUUUCCUCAUCUGUCAUGUGACCCUCUGUCUUUCUCUUUUUCUCUCUCUCACCCACACCAUACAACAUAUUUAUUGUGAGCGUGUACAUAUUCAUUGUGUUGUGCUCUUUGGUGGUGGGACAGGGCUGGUUUUGAUGGGAAAUGUCAUUGUAUGUAUUGUUUAAUAACAGGACCAGGACACAUAGAGAGAUGCUGAGGAGAAAGAGGUAGAUGUUUUUGAGGAAACUAUAAUCGGCUAACCUGUAGACAUAUACAUUUUAACAUUUGAAACAUUUAAAUUAACCUUGGGGUUCUCCAGAAAAAAAUAUGGGCAAAAAUAAUAUCUUUUUAUCAGUUGGCAUGAAAUAUUUCAAAGUUACAGUGCAUUUUAAGCCAGAAAUGUCUACCUCUUCAAGCACUUUCUAUGGAAUAUCACUUGACACCAAACUAAAAGACAAAGGCAAGAGAAAGUGUUGUGUAAUUUUCUUCUGAGAACAUAUACUUUGUCUAGCCCGCUAACGUCAUUUUUUUGAACUUAUAAGAGACGGUUUCUCUUCGUUGGAUGUUGGAGGAAUAUUUAUGACUGUGUAUAAAAAGCACUCAAAGAAACGCUCUGUGGUUUUAACCCAAGACAUGUUAUCUGGUCUUGAAGGGUAGAGAACAUAUUCUAAAGUCCAAACCACACUUUCCUCUCCACAGAGAUGUUAUUAUGCAUAAGGACAUCCCACACAACUUCUCUGAAGAACUUUAAUGCCACAUAGACUUUCUUUGUCCUGUUGUGUCUUUCCUUUGGUGUUGGUUGUUGUGCUAAACAGAAACUUCCUAAAUACUUCCUCUUUGUAUUUACCAAUGUCUGUGUAGGUUCAUGUCAAUGUGAUUGUGAUAAAUAUUAUUUUAUUAUCCUGGGAUUUGGGAGUCCUUAUAGGUGUUUUUUAAAUGCAAUAACAAUAAACUGCUGUGCAUUUGUU